AUGUUGGUGGAAUUAGGAAUCCAAUCUGUGGAGAUCCUGGGAGAUUCCAUGCUUGUCUUAAAACAAAUUGCUGGAGAAUACAAGUGCUUGAGUCCUUCUUUAGCUGUCUAUCUAGUGGCAGCCAGAAACCUUCUGACAGAAUUCAGAGAACCUACUUGGGACCACAUCCCAAGGGAAGAGAACUUUGCAGCAAAUGAAUUGGCUCAAGUGGCAACAAGUAUACAAAUGCCUGAAGACUGUGUGCAACGGAUCAUCAAGGUAGGGAAGAAGAGUCUACCAUCUGUUCUGACCAAAGGGAUGGGAAUAAACGUCAAUUCUGCCAUAAUCACUGAAGAUGAUUGGAGAAAUCCUAUCAUAAAUUACUUGCAAUAUCCAACCCUACCCUCUGAAAAGAGAGUCAGAAUCAUGGCUUUAAACUACGUUAUGUGGAAUGUAGAUUUGGUCCGAAAGAGCAAGGAUGAGGUACUUCUAAGGUGCCUUGGAAAGAAAGAAUACAUGAAAGUCAUGGGAGAAACUCAUGAAGGAAUCUGUGGAGCUCACCAAGGUGGAAGAAAGAUGUGCUAG
Molecule: messenger RNA, 564 nt
Organism: Prunus armeniaca (apricot)
Lineage: Eukaryota; Viridiplantae; Streptophyta; Magnoliopsida; Rosales; Rosaceae
Source: the annotation of a GenBank genome assembly